CCCUGACCUUUCCUUCUUCCUUCCCCUUUUUCUAUUGCAAAUUUUAAAUUAUCGUAUAAAAAAUAAAAUAAAUUUCGCUGUUCCUUGUUGGGUUCGCUCUGGAUCUAGGGUUCUUUUAAUUUUCCUUCCUUCACCCCGGAUCCAAUCAAUCUCACAGCUUUCUCCCUCUAUCUCUUCUGUCUCCCCUCUCUCUCUCACUGUCUUCCCUUCACUUUCCUUAGAUCGAAGCCAGGGGAGAAAGAAAUCGUCACCAUCAUCGUCCUCCUCGAAUUGGCCGAAUUCUUCUCUCUGAAAAUCGAAUUCCUGUGCCUCAGAGGUUUUUCGAAUUUUCUGCUGCUGGCCUGAAAUUUCACUCGCCUUCGAUCAGUUGAUCGGAGGCAAUGGCUGAGUCCGGUAUCGGGGUUACUUGUGAUCAAGCUAGGAUAGUGAGCACUCUGCAGUGUGUUUGAACCCUUCUUAAUGAGUUAGGUGAUGGAAGCAUAGGUGUACCGAGUAAAAGUCAUAUUUUCAGAAAGCCAUGGGGACUGAGAAUCCUGGCCGUCCAAGUUUUCCUGCCACGCCUUUUGCUGCUGCUCCUCCAACGAUGACCCCAUUUUCCAAUUCUGGCUCAGUGGUUGGAUCAGAGGCCUCUAACUUGAGACCGAUGCGGCCAACUGUUCCGCCAAAUACUUCGCCACCUAUGACUGCUGGACCUGCAGGUUCUGGGGAGUCACCUGCCUUCAGACCUGCACCACCAACUCGUUUCAAUGAUCCCUCCUUGCCCACCCCACCUUCAUCAUAUGGCCCCCCUGCUGCUGGAACAUUCAACCGCUUUCCAACUCCACCAUUUGGAUCUAUGCCACCAGGUCCUCCUGCGCGUGCUCCGGUGGUAGGCCAGCCACCAUUCCAGCCCCCUCCCAGUCAAGUAUCACCUCCUCUGUCCUUUCGUCCACAGGGGCAGAUUCCAGGAGUGCCUAUGGGAUCUCCUCCACCUGGUGUGAACACUCCUCAGAUAGAUUCAUCAUUUCCUGCAUCAAGGCCAAAUUUUCAGCCAUCUUUUCCCCCUACGGUUUCCGGUUACCCUGCAGCUGGAGCCUCUUCGCAACUGCCUUUACCUGGAUAUGUAAAGCAGUCAAAUGCACCUUUUCAAGCUCCACAAGGUCCUCCUGUACAGUCGCCCUUCCAAUCUCCGCCUGUAGGUUAUGCGCCUUCUGCACCAACUCCAUCCCCACAUUUUCUUUCUCAACAAGGUGGUCUAGCUCAAGCUCCACCAGUUGCAUCUCCAUAUGGCUUGCAUUCCAGGGACCAAAUUCAACAUCCAAGCACCAUGCCUCCUAUGGGCGCUAUGCAAGGUUUGAUAGAAGAUUUCAGCUCACUCUCUAUUGGGUCUGUUCCAGGAUCAAUUGAUCCUGGAGUUGACUCUAAGUCACUGCCGAGACCAUUGGAGGGUGAUGUGGAGCCCAAUUCAUUACCUGAGGGAUAUUCAUUGAAUUGCAAUCCAAGAUAUCUUCGACUUACAACAAAUGCUAUUCCGAAUUCGCAGUCUUUAGUCUCACGGUGGCAUUUGCCUCUUGGUGCAGUUGUUUGUCCUCUCGCUCAAGCACCUGAAGGGGAGGAGGUGUCAGUACUAAACUUCGUUUCAUCUGGGAUAAUUCGGUGCAGACGAUGUCGUACGUAUGUAAAUCCCUUCGUAACAUUUACGGAUUCUGGGAGGAAGUGGCGUUGCAACAUCUGUGCUCUACUUAAUGAUGUUCCUGGAGAUUAUUUUGCCCAUCUAGAUGCCACGGGAAGAAGAGUUGAUCUGGAUCAAAGACCCGAGCUUACGAAGGGCAGCGUGGAAUUUGUUGCUCCUACUGAGUAUAUGGUGCGGCCUCCAAUGCCGCCCCUGUACUUCUUCCUCAUUGAUGUAUCGAUUUCUUCUGUCAGAAGUGGUAUGAUUGAGGUCGUAGCGAAGACUAUAAAGUCUUGUUUGGAUGAUCUUCCUGGAUUUCCCAGAACACAGAUAGGGUUUAUCACCUAUGACAGCACAGUACACUUCUACAACAUGAAGGCAAGUGAUGAAUUGUCAUAUGAAAUAUCAUCCUUGACACAGCCUCAGAUGAUGGUCGUUUCUGAUCUUGAUGACAUAUUUAUUCCGCUACCUGAUGAUCUCCUUGUCAAUUUGUCUGAAUCAAGAACCGUGGUGGAAGCAUUUCUAGAUAGCUUGCCCACAAUGUUCCAGGACAACCUGAAUAUGGAAUCUGCUUUUGGUCCGGCUCUGAAAGCUGCAUUCAUGGUUAUGAGUCAACUUGGUGGAAAGCUUCUAAUAUUUCAGAACACAAUGCCAUCUCUUGGUGUUGGUCGCUUGAAAUUGCGGGGAGAUGAUCCACGCGCAUAUGGAACAGAUAAGGAGUAUUCUUUACGUGUACCAGAGGAUCCAUUUUACAAACAAAUGGCUGCGGAUUUUACCAAGUUCCAGAUAGGAGUCAAUGUUUAUGCCUUCAGUGACAAGUAUAGUGAUUUAGCUUCCAUAGGAACCCUUGCUAAGUAUACUGGCGGACAGUUAUAUUACUAUCCAAGUUUCCAAGCUGCUAAUCAUUCAGAGAAAUUGAGUCAUGAGUUGACCAGAGACCUCACUAGAGAAACUGCAUGGGAGGCUGUAAUGCGCAUAAGAUGCGGCAAAGGAAUUAGGUUUACAUCCUACCAUGGGAACUUCAUGUUAAGGUCCACGGAUCUAGUGGCUCUUCCAGCAGUUGAUUGUGACAAGGCAUAUGCAAUGCAGUUAUCACUCGAGGAGACAUUACUGACAAAUCAGACUGUAUAUUUUCAAGUUGCUUUGCUGUAUACUGCUUCUUGUGGAGAGAGGCGUAUAAGAGUACACACAGCUGCUGCCCCAGUUGUCUCAGAUUUGGGGGAGAUGUAUCGUCAGGCUGACACUGGUGCUAUUGUUUCUAUGCUUAGUCGCCUAGCAAUUGAGAAAACCAUGUCCAGUAAACUGGAGGAUGUUCGGAGUAACGUACAUCUGAGGAUUGUCAAAGCUCUCAGGGAGUACCGAAAUCUUUAUGCUGUACAGCAUCGGUUAGGAGGUCGGCUGAUAUACCCAGAGUCUUUGAAGUUCUUACCAUUGUAUGGAUUGGCCCUCUGUAAAUCAACACCGCUCCGAGGAGGAUAUUCGGAUGUUCCACUUGAUGAGCGAUGUGCUGCAGGAUUUACAAUGAUGGCUUUACCUGUUAAAAAUUUAUUAAAACUUUUGUAUCCCAGCUUAGUUCAACUAGAUGACUAUCUCUUAAAGCCAUCUGCGAGUGCCGAUGAGUUUAGAAAGGUAAUGAAGAGGUUGCCCCUGACAGCAGACAGCCUCGAUUCUAGAGGCCUUUAUGUAUAUGAUGAUGGCCUUCAGAUUGUUCUAUGGUUUGGAAGAAUGCUAUCACCAGAUAUAGCUAUGAAUCUACUGGGGCCAGAUGCUGCAGCUGAACUAUCAAGGGUCACACUCGUGGAGCGUGAAACAGAAAUGUCAAGAAGGCUAAUGGGAUUGCUUAAAAAGUCGAGGGAGAGCGAUCCAUCGUACCAUCAGCUGUGUCAUCUUGUGAGGCAAGGAGAGCAGCCCAGAGAAGGCUUUAUGGUGCUCACAAAAUUAGUGGAGGACCAGACAGGUGGGACGAAUGGUUAUGUUGACUGGUUGAUCCAACUACAUCGGCAGGUCCAACAAAAUGCGUAAUACAUCAUCGACAUGCAUGUACGCAGCAUUUUGGUCUGUUGGCUUCAGAAGUACACUACACAGAUGCAGUGUGGACGGGGAGACGGUCUUCAUUUGUAAAAGAAUACAGAAUAACUACGUUUCUGCCGCCGAAACGUGGGCUGAACGCACUGCGAAAGAGCCAUGGUACACCACUGAACAACAAGAAAUGAAAAGAGGCAAAUUCAUUUGGGGCAAUGCCGCUACCAUGAGGAUUCAAUAAUAUAUUUAUUUGCAUUUGGGGCAUGUUCUUUUGGUCGCGGGUGCCACAAUUUUCAAGUUGAUACAAAAGCAAUGCAGAUUCUGGAAAAAAAGAUAAGGAAAUUUUUGCAUGUGUAGUUUUGCCUGGCACAUUAUAAGUCGUCGUUUGGUUGAUUAUUCAUGUGAAGAACUUUAGGCAUAUUUGGUUUUGAGCCCGUAGAGGCGUUUAGUUGGCGUUAUGUCUCUACGCAUCGUGGAAUUCUGUUGAUAGCUUGAUAGUUUUGAGUAUUGUACCAAUACCUUAGCCAUUUGUUCGAAAAUAUUGCUCGAACUUGUUGCUCAGUUUUCGAGAAGUGGUAACUUGCUUCAUUUUGUUGUCUGAAGCUUUUUUCUUUUUUCUGAUUGACUGAUUCUGAAUGGAAGGAUUGAGUUUCAUUGCUAGAGAUCCAGGCACUACA
Linum tenue is the source of this 4350-nucleotide messenger RNA. NCBI's taxonomy places the organism in Eukaryota, Viridiplantae, Streptophyta, Magnoliopsida, Malpighiales, Linaceae. The record is from the annotation of a GenBank genome assembly.